UAGCAGUCAGUCCGAAGUUUUAACUUCACCUGCCUUCCACCGUCAACUUCGCCUGUAAAUUCAUCUGUAACUUUUCGACAAGCUUUCCCUCUUACCAUAUGAAUGCCGCAGACCAGGCCGAUGAGCGCGCAACGCCCACAAACGCCAUUGCCGUCGUUCAACAGAACCGACAGCUGGUUGUGGAAAACGUCCCUCUACCGGAGCUGCAACCUCACCAAGUCUACGUCGCCGUCGAAUGGGCAGCAUUCAAUCCCACAGACAGACUUGCGUUCGAUGUCGAUGCAUUUGGAGAUGGUGCUGUUCUAGGCUGUGACUUUGUCGGUACAGUGACGAGAGCCCACCCAAAUGUGAGCAAAUUACAAGUUGGUGAUCGAAUUGCCGCGUUAGUUUGGGGUGGAGAGAUCAAGGGUGUUGGGGCGUACUCGUCCUAUUGCAUCGCAGACGAACGCAUCUCGUUCACAGUUCCGAGCACCAUCGAGAGUCUCAAGGCCUGCGCCAUUCCGCUCGCCGCAAAUACUGCGUACCUUGCGCUGUUCUCCGAGGAUUGCCUCGGCCUGUCGCGAGAUGUAUUUACCACCAAGCCUCCCGUGCUCAUCUGGGGCGGCAGCUCCGUCGUGGGAUACUUUGCCAUACAACUAGCCAAGCUCCAUGGGUACUCCGUAGCCACCACCUGCAGCCCACGCAACUUUGACUACGUCAAAAAUGCAGGAGCUACCUAUGUUUUCGAUUACAACGAUGUUGACGUAGUCUCGAACCUCCAGACCACACUGCCGAAGCUAUCCCACGUCUUCGACACCAUCGGUAACACAAUCUCCUCGGCGACCGCAGCCGCUGCUCUAAACGGCAGACCUGGAGUCCUUUGUACGGUCCGCCCAGGCAAAGCAAAUACAGAUAGUGUUCCUAGCAACAUCAAAGUGACUGACGUCUUCGUCUUCACCGCGUUUCCGACUGCACACACGUAUCGCGGACUAGUGAACUGGCCUGUUUCAAUGCCAAGCCAUAUUCUCAGCGCCGAGCUCUACGAACAGCUUCCGAGCUUACUCCAAAGCAAAUCCAUCUCGCCACCCCCUGUGAAGAUCAUGGGCAAGCUGGGUCCGCAGCCGGUCAUGGAAGCAAUGGCAUUGAACCGCGACGGGAAAAUCUCCGCAGAGAAGCUGUGCUUUGAGGUUUAUUCGGCGCUUGAAAAACAGCAUGCGUAGGGCAGUGAAGAAAUAAGAGCGCGAUUUCAUCCGGGGGUGCA
Molecule: messenger RNA, 1240 nt
Organism: Colletotrichum godetiae
Lineage: Eukaryota; Fungi; Ascomycota; Sordariomycetes; Glomerellales; Glomerellaceae
Product: chaperonin 10-like protein
Exons: 6
Coding region: 99-1199 (366 amino acids)
Molecular function (GO): oxidoreductase activity, acting on NAD(P)H
Source: RefSeq, a predicted model, not a curated record